Messenger RNA from Clupea harengus (Atlantic herring), 5937 nucleotides. RefSeq names its product G protein-coupled receptor kinase 5 like (gene grk5l). The record is from RefSeq and is a predicted model, not a curated record. Gene Ontology annotation, molecular function: G protein-coupled receptor kinase activity; ATP binding. Gene Ontology annotation, biological process: regulation of signal transduction; signal transduction; protein phosphorylation. Gene Ontology annotation, cellular component: cytoplasm. Lineage: Eukaryota; Metazoa; Chordata; Actinopteri; Clupeiformes; Clupeidae.
CGUGAAGGUUCAAUGAAUGUUAUUCACUUCCAUAGCACGAAAACAAUCGUUUUGAAAUUGUUUUGUAUGCGUUAGACAAUGACGCGUUGAAAAUGUACACCUAUGGUUAACGCGGCAGGAAAUAAAGGGCAUACAUGUGUUUUUAUCAAUUUGUAGUUAUAGCCUAGUUAAGGUGUUAAGCAGAGCUAAAGUCCUAUUUGCUUAAAUAUCAUGAAGGGGGCAACAUCCGCAUUGGAUUACUGAAAAACAUUACAUAGGCUCCAUAAUGAUAUUGGACAAAUGUAUUCAAGGUGGCGAACAUUAAAAAUACCUUUGGCCUAGUGUGUAACAGCAAGGGCUGAAUCUUUCAGCGGACAUGUGAACGCUUGACGAUACCGCCCCCUCCGACAGCAUUUGGUAAUUUGUUGUUGCAGACCACGUUAAUCUCAACACGGUAAUUUUAACAUUUAUUCGACCGGAAACGACACAUAGUUUAACUCUUCAGCUCUUCGUGGGUUUGUUACAAUACAACGCUGUGAAUGCUUUCUUGUACAUAAGGAUGUGUGAGGAAACUGUUCAGGGACCUGGCUGAGAGACCCAACCUCAGUGUCAUUAACCGAAAGGGGGAGCGCGCUGAUACUUUGUCAGCCUGAAGGGAAGCCUAUUACUUUGUGAACUCCCCUGCGGUCUGCUAAAGGUUGUAAUAUACCAUGCUCCAGCCUCAGCUACUCUCAGGAAUGCAUCAUCAAAGGAUGUAGACAUCAGUCGUCUCUGGUGUUGAUUUUGAUUCUGGGUGAACGUUUUCUGCCUGUUUGAUGGGAUUCCUGUCAGAAUUAGGCUCAAGCCAAUGGCGUUUGGAACUGGAAAGGCUCUCAACGCGCUUUUUGGAACGGACAGCAGUAGCCACGCUUGUAUAUAGUACAUUCUUCAGUAGUUUACCAAUAGAAAUUUCACUGUACUGAUACAUACUCUGAUUUUCCUUUUUGCCACAAACGGGCGAAAAAAAAACAUUCUGCCGGGAAGAGCGUGAGUUUGGUCUGUCUACUUAUUUUACUUCAACGAACGACAAUAUCAGACUGGAUAUUGAUGGAGCUGGAGAAUAUUGUGGCUAACACGGUACUGCUAAAGGCAAGAGAGGGAGGCGGAGGGAAGAGGAAGGGCCGCAGUAAGAAAUGGAAGGAGAUCCUGCGCUUCCCCCACAUCAGCCAAUGCACUGAGCUGUGCAGCAGCAUAGAACGUGACUACUCCAGCUUCUGUGAAAAGCAGCCCAUAGGCCGCCUGCUGUUCCGCCUGUACUGUGACACCAGACCUGAGCUGCAGCAAUGCAUUCUGCUGCUGGAUGCGAUGGAAGAUUACGAAGUCACGCCAGACGAGAAGAGGAAGAGCCGAGGGGACGAGAUAAUCCGGAAGUUUCUCACCAAGCAGUCCCCUCAGUGCAUACCUGUGGUGGAGAGUUUUGCUCAGGAGUGCCAAGACAACCUGGACCUAUUGCCUUGCAGAGAGAUCUUCAGUGACUGUAGCAAGAUUCUUCAUGACUACCUGAGUGGCGCUCCUUUCUCCGACUACCAGAACAGCAUGUACUUCGACCGCUUCCUGCAGUGGAAAAUGCUGGAGAGGCAGUCAAUCACUAAAGACACGUUUCGACAAUACCGUGUGCUGGGAAAAGGAGGCUUUGGUGAGGUGUGUGCAUGUCAGGUGCGGGCCACGGGGAAGAUGUACGCCUGCAAGAAGCUGGAGAAGAAGCGGAUUAAGAAGAGGAAGGGCGAGUCCAUGGCCCUCAAUGAGAAACAGAUCCUGGAGAAAGUCAACAGCAGAUUUGUGGUGAGCUUAGCGUACGCAUACGAGACCAAAGAUGCGCUGUGCCUAGUGCUGACGAUCAUGAAUGGCGGCGACCUGAAGUUCCACAUAUACAACAUGGGCACGCCGGGCUUCGAGAAGGAACGCGUGCAGUUCUACGCUGCUGAGAUCUGCUUGGGCUUAUCACACCUGCACAGAGAGAACAUCGUCUACAGGGAUUUAAAACCAGAGAAUAUUCUUUUAGAUGAUAAUGGCCACCUCAGGAUAUCUGACCUGGGAUUGGCUCUCAAGUUGGUGGAUGGUGAGCCAAUCAGAGGCCGUGUAGGCACUGUGGGGUACAUGGCCCCAGAAGUGAUUAACAACGAGAAGUACUCCAUGAGCCCAGACUGGUGGGGCCUCGGCUGUCUUGUCUACGAGAUGACCGCCGGACGUUCGCCCUUCCGCGCACGCAAAGAGCGCGUGAAGCGGGAGGAGGUGGAGAAGAGGGUGCUGGAGGAGGAGGAGGAGUACAGCGACAAGUUCACAGAGGACACCAAAGCCAUCUGCAGGCUGCUGUUGACCAAAGACCCCAAGCAGAGGUUGGGGUGUCAGUCUGAUGGGUCAGCGUCAGUCAAAGCUCAUCACUUCUUCAAGAGCAUCAACUUUAAGAGGCUGGAGGCCGGGAUCUUAGACCCUUCCUUUGUGCCUGAUCCCAGGGCAGUGUACUGUAAAGAUGUCCUGGACAUUGAGCAGUUCUCCACGGUUAAAGGCGUGAACCUUGACCAAACAGACAAUGAUUUCUACUCCAAGUUUGCUACUGGCAGCGUAUCCAUCCCCUGGCAGACUGAGAUGAUCGAAACAGAGGUCUUCAGUGAUCUGAAUGUGUUUGGGCCAGACGGCUCCCGCCCUCCUGACCUGGACUGGCACCAACCCCUAGAACCUCCCCGCCGCAGGCUUCUGGACCGGCUCUUCAGGAGACAUGUGAGCACCCAGAGGGGUCCAUCGCCAACUGCCGAGUCUCGUCUUCCAGUGUGAACUCUGUGGACUCCAUGUCAAACUCUGCCCCCUAGUGGAUGGAGGCCAGCGGAGUGAGACGGAGAGAGAGUGACAGAGAUAGACAGAGAGAGAGAGAGGCGAAGGACAGAAAGACUGAAUUUCAGCAGGCUGUUCUCUUCUGUCACUGAGCCAGGGGUCCGUCAGAAUCCUCCAACCAACCAACUACCAUACCAACGGGCCUGGCAUUGGCCUGGUGCACAGACAGACACACAUGCGCACACACUCAAACCUUGGUGGAACUGUAGUAAAUAUGAAAAGAAACAAAAUAAAACAAACAAACUUUUAGGAGGAAACAUUUCAGUACCAAACACCCUCAUUCUGCCCUAAACACACAAACACACACACACACACACGCACGCACACGCACACAGACAGAGACACAAGUCCUCAGGAUGCUGGUGGUGUGUAACAUGCCACUGACCGCAAAAGGAAAAGAUAAACGAAACAAACAAAUCAAAGAAGAGACAGAAAGUGGACCCUGGAGGUUGUGUGUGAGCACCACCCUAUAGAACAAGAGGACCGUGUCAUUAUAAUUUGUUUUAGUCCUUUUGAAUGCUUUUUUUAUAUGUAAAAAAAAAAAAACUCAACUCUGAUGUAAAGCCUAUGUACAGACAGACAGACAAACUUCCUCUGUCCUCUCUUCCCGUCAUUCCCCUCCUUCUCAUGUGGGCUUUUGAGAUGAAACAGACAACCCCACCAACCUCAGCCCUAAAUAUGCACUGCCUCGCAUAUUCUCAGGCCAAAGAUAGCGUUCCAACAGCAUAUUAGGAGAGUUAUACUGUUGUUUGCGUUGGAGGAUCACCAUAUUCGUGGAAGAGAAGGAGAUUUCACUUCAGAGAACCAGAAUGAGAGGCAGUCAGUAAAGGUUUAUCUAUUGCUGUUAACCUGUCAUAGAUUGGCUAACUGAAAUCGGCAGCUCUAGUUCCUCCAAUCAACAAACAGUUAGUUAGGGCCUCACCCAGAUGUCCCUUGGGAGAUGGUGCGCCUGAAGCUAGCCUUUACGUUGCCCCUGCAUUGAAGACACUUCAGUGGUGCAUUAUUUGGUGCACACUUAAAGAUAAUGCACACUUAAAGAUGGUGUGCAUCUAAAGAUAGUGUACAUUUAUACCCUACUGGCAUUCCACUGUGCAGUCUUUGAUUUUGAACAUUGCCACUAUUCUAAUGUAGAGCGCAUUAGAGAUGACUGUCCCCUACAUAGUGCCUAAUUGAAUAACAUUGAUCCCACAUAGUGCAUCUGUGAAUCACCUGAGACUCGGCCACCCUGCGUUGGGUUUGCAAUGAACAGAGGAUGAGGGCACACAUGUAUUUACUGAAGGCCAAUAGAGAUGCAGCAGAACACCAGCAAUCCAUCCGUUAUGUCAGUAAAUACUGUACAAUGUCAAACAUACACCUGUACCCAGACUUAACGUAACACAGACUAAGUCCAGUAUAAGAGAGAGGCCCUGAAAACUUAAUACACAUGAGUAGAAAACAACAACAAAAAACAAAGAGCUGAAGCACAAGAGAGUGAGUCAGGAGAGGCGAGGAGAGAUGUAGAGAGGAAAAAAUGAGGGAGAGAGAGAGAUGGGGGGGGGGAAACUGACAGGGAACUUGCAGCGUUGCACCCACAUUUGAAAUAAACUUGACUGGGAGCUUUACUCCAACAGUGCCAGAGGAAUUCACCCACUUUCUCCUUGUUGUAUUAAAGAAAAGAAAAAAGAAACUAGAACUAGAACACAUGGCUUCUGUUUUUUUUUUUUUUUGUGGCUCCUAAGGUUGUUUUUUAGAGCUUUAUAGAGUUCUACACUAUCUACCCAAAAGAGCUCUUAGCUCCAGAAGACCAAUAGGGCUUUGCAGGGGUGAUGAGGAAAAAAGACUGGGAGUUUGAGUGCCACACCAACAAACUCAUGCCUUCCUGUGUUGUUGAAACUUGCCAUUUAGGAACCAACCCGUUACGUUCAUACAGACAGUAGAUCUGCACCAGCUUCUUUUAUCCUGGAGCAUUUCUCAACGUUCUCCUUAAUGUCCACAGCAUUUCAUCUACAAAUGUUAUUGUCUUCAUACAAGUUAGACAUUUUAGGACAUUCAGUGCUCUGACAAUACAUUUUUAAGUAAUGAAGCUGGUUACUCUCAUGUGCAACUGUUGUUAGAAACAGUUACACACAUCCGCUGACACCCAGUUACUAUUAUGGGGUGAGGACUUUUUAUAUCUGAACACUGUGUAGACAUUGGAAAGUACACAUUGUAUUUUGUAUAUUUAAAUAUCUACAGUCUCACAUUUUAAACAUACACCUUCUGUAACAUCCAGUUUAUUUAUUAUCAUAAUCUGUACCGUAUUAUUUGAUUACUAUGCUGGUAUGACAGCAUCGUGACUUGAAGGGUUUCUCUUGUCUUUUAAGGUUGGUCUGCCAACGCAGCAGGGCUAGUUCUCAGUUAAAACUACAAACAGUUCUGGACCAAUUAAUUAUUAGAAUGAUAGUAGUAAAAUGUCAAUGUUGUUGCUUGACAUGUGCUCCAUACUCUUUCUUCCUUGGUAAAAAAAGUGGGUAGAUGACGGAGUGUUCUUGCUUUCACCGUCUGUUCAGAAAUCCUAAUGUGCCACAUGUCACUUGUGGUCUGUCACCUUUUCCAUUACUUCUCCGUCACCAAAGCCUUCAACAAGAAAUUAACUAAACCAUCAUUACAUGUGGGAUAUGAGACAAACAGUGCAACAUUGAAUUUGUGAAAUAUGUUUUUAAACCCACAGUUAGUGGUAGUGGUAUGUGGUAGUUUCUUUUUUUUAUUUGCUCCUUUCAGACAUUUUAAUCAGGGUGGCACAGUUGAUGAUAAACACAUAAUGUGACUAGGGAUUAUUUAUAGCAAAGGGAUUAUUAUUAUCAUUACCCAAAUAGUGAAAAGAAUAGCUUUUUAUGUAAACAUCUCCAACAAUUAAAUCAAUUGAAAAUCAGUAAAGUGCCUCCUUCCAAAAAACAGUGCAGGUUAUGCCCAGAUUAAGAUUUGCACCUUCUGUGUUAAGUGUUGCCAUUGUCUUUGCAACACAAACUUACACAUACAUACAUAGGACACAGAGGGACUGGUUGUAAGAUACUGAUUGCAUGUGAAAACUCUGAUGAGUCCUAUAGUCUGAAUAAACAGGGCUGGCCUGAG